This is a messenger RNA of Verticillium dahliae VdLs.17, 1803 nucleotides long. RefSeq names its product myb domain-containing protein. Bases 1 to 1803 code for a protein of 600 amino acids. Gene Ontology annotation, biological process: regulation of DNA-templated transcription. NCBI's taxonomy places the organism in Eukaryota, Fungi, Ascomycota, Sordariomycetes, Glomerellales, Plectosphaerellaceae. The record is from RefSeq and is a predicted model, not a curated record. The transcript has 4 exons. Gene Ontology annotation, molecular function: DNA-binding transcription factor activity; transcription cis-regulatory region binding. Gene Ontology annotation, cellular component: nucleus.
AUGAGCUUCGAUCAGGCGAGUGACUCUGACCGAGAGUCAUCAAUUGAGGGGGACAACCGCAUUCUACCCCACGCCCAGCUCACAACGGACGUCAAGCGUGCUGCUCGUUCUGGGCGCACUCGUUUCGAUCCCCCUCUGCCUGCAUACGGUGGCGAGGGCCAGGAGUUCCAAUUGCAAGAAUCCGGUGAUGAGUCGGAUAACAGCGACUAUACCCCUCCAGUCUUGCGGACUUUUUCCUCCCUUAACCCGCCCUCCUACUCGGACGACGACGGAAACGACGACGACGACGACGACGACGACGAAGAAGAGCAGGAGCAAGAUGAUAGCCAGCGAGCGGAAGAACAGUUGUUGAACGGCUACAAUAUGUAUCAGCCGACCCAAUACUCGCUCACUGCGGACCAAAAUCUCAAUUAUUCAAUCCCCCCAAUCCCGUCGCAAGACGAGCUGCCGCAGCCAAUCUACUCUAGCGAAGAUGAGGACAGACCGCUCGACAAGUAUGCGAUUUUGGCUGCUGCGAGCAGAGAUCGUACCCCGGAACCCAUUGAUGGUCUCCCAGGUCCAGACGAGGAGGUUGGCGCACCACCUUCGGCUCAGCCACGGGAAGACAUCGAAAUGGCCAUAAAACGAUCCAGUCCAACGACACCUCUGAGCCUGUUGCGAAAGGCCACCAAACGAAACUUGACGCACAGCGAGAAGGAGCGACGUGCCGACAAGAAAAGGCUGAAGACAAAGGCCGCUCCAGCUGUCGCCGUUGGUGCCAGCUUCGCUGCCGAGAAUCCCGGGAUGAACGGUGACCUUGUCGAUGAUUCUACGCCGUCCGAUCCAGAUGUCGACGACGACCCUGUCACCGAGACAACGCCCAGCAAGCAAGCAAAGAGGCCACCAGCGACGCCCGUCCUAGCCACUACGCCAGCCAGCCAGAAGCGCAAGCAGCAGUCUAAGCCCACAUUCGCACUCGCAUCUCAACAGAAGCCUCUGAAGACGUAUCGUCAAAAGAGCUCUAGCAUCAGGUCCGAUCCCUACAUCGAUGACGAUAGCGAAAAUGGUUCUGGCAAUGGUGGUGACAAAACCAAUGGGGAGCAUGCGGCUAGCCCAACAGCCGAAGCGUCUGGUCAAACUAUGAAGCAGACCAAACUGUCUUUGUCCGCCCAGAAGGAACGAGAUGCGGCAAGUACACAGGUUGCAAUGGGUAACGGCAAUGUCUACGCAGACUCCUACAUCAACCCGGAAGACAAAGAAACGAGCCAGCCAGCCAAAUACUCCUACUACACCUCAGAAUCCGCUCAACCGAAAAUCAAUGACAUGAUUCAAGAGCGUUUCGGAGCCGGCCGGCACUCUUUCAACGAAGUGCUCGAUACACUUUGGAACACGAUCUUUUCCGUAUGCCCUGGAAAGGCGCGUCAAAAGACCAUCGACUACUGCCGCAAAAACUUCCAUAACUUCAAGGCGCGCGGCGGCAACUGGACGGUAGAAGAGGAUGAGGACUUGGCCAUGCUGGUCGAGCAGCACGGCAAGCAGUGGACGAAAUUGUCCAAGGAACUCAACCGCCAUCCAGAUGAUAUUCGGGACAGGUAUCGAAACUACGUCAUUUGCGGUCCAAACCUGGAUCGGUCCGGCUGGACUGACGACGAGGAGCGCUUGCUUUUGAGAUUUGUUGAAGAGGCACGCGAAACCCUCAGGGGCCCUUUGAGAACCCGUCCAAUUGAGUCGACUAUUGAUUGGCAGAAGAUCAGCGACGCGUUUGGUCGCAGCCGCAGCCGUCUCCAAUGCUUCACCAAGUGGAAACGGUUGCAAGGCGAAUAA